Molecule: messenger RNA, 1182 nt
Organism: Syngnathoides biaculeatus (alligator pipefish)
Lineage: Eukaryota; Metazoa; Chordata; Actinopteri; Syngnathiformes; Syngnathidae
Exons: 4
Coding region: 27-842 (271 amino acids)
Source: RefSeq, a predicted model, not a curated record
AGCAGGUGGAGCGACUGCAGAAGAAGAUGGAAGGGGGCCGUCUUCCGGUCUGUGUUUUGUUUGGUUGUCCGGCGGCCGCCAUGUUGAAUGUCCUUCGAGCGUCUGCUCGCAACUUUCUCGCACUCGGCAGCGUCCGAGCGGUGUCCGCGAGUUUCUAUUCCACAGAAAUGAGCAAACGCGUGGCCGUGGUGCUGGCGGGCUGCGGGGUCUUCGACGGCAGCGAGAUCCACGAAGCUUCCGCCAUUUUGGUGCAUUUGAGCCGAGGAGGCGCAAGUGUGCACAUGUUCGCCCCCAACGUGGAGCAGAUGCACGUGGUGGACCACGCCAAGGGAGAGCCCACGCAGGAGAAAAGGAACGUGCUGGUGGAGAGCGCCAGGCUGGCCCGUGGAAACAUUCAGGACCUUUCCAAACUCAGCGUCAAGGACCACGACGCCAUCAUCUUCCCAGGCGGUUUCGGGGCAGCGAAGAACCUGUGCACGUGGGCGGUGCAGGGCAAAGACUGCUCGGUGGACGGCGAGGUCAAGGCGGCGCUGGAGGCGUUCCGCGGCGAGGGCAAACCCAUCGGCCUGUGCUGCAUCUCGCCCGUGCUGGCCGCCAAAGUGUUCCCCGGCUGCGAGGUCACCGUCGGCCUGGAGAACGACGACAAGUACCCCAACACGACGGAGACGGCGGCCGCCAUCGAGCAGCUGGGCUGCCGGCACGUCAGCACGGCCGUUAGCCGGAGCCACGUGGAUCGCCAGAACAAGCUGGUGACCACCUGCGCCUUCAUGUGCGACGCGCCCAUCCACGAGGUGUUCGACGGCAUCGGCGCCAUGGUGCAGGACGUGCUCAAGCUAGCCUGAGCCCGGCCUUACUGCUCAAGGAAAAGCCGUAUAAAAAUGAAAACCGCAUCGGAGCACAAAUCGCUUUGACUCCUUUUGUCGAAUUGUGUCGCUUUUUGUUCUAGAAAAGAGGAUCAGUGGCUACAAUCGAAUUUUCCACACGCUGAUUUAGCGCCGCAUUGCGCGAAUAGAUCAGGCGAUUAUUUUUGUUGACGACAUGGCAGAACUUUGUGGUUGCACAACGGCGAGGGCGACGAAAAUAAGAUAUGAGGGCAAAAAUAGUCAAUAGAUUAAAGCUGUCCGCUGUCUUGUGGUGUUCUUUUUGUUCGGAGGAAAAUGGAAUAAAGAUAUAAAACUUCAA